GGGAAAAAAGGGGAUUGCUUGGUUUCCUGAGGGAAAAGGAGAAUUGCUGGGAUUCCCAAGAGAAAAAGGAAUUGCUCUGUUUGCUGUUGGAAAAGGGAAUUGCUAUGGUUCCCGAGGGAAAAAGGAAUUAUUUGGCUUCCCAAGGCUGUGGGGGUUUCCUGGUGUUCCCAAGGGUAAAGGGACUUGCAGAUAUUCCUGAGGGAAAAUGGAAUUGCUCUGUUUCCUGAAGGAAAAGGAGAACUGCUGGGGUUCCCAAGAGAAAAGAGGAUUGCUCUGUUUCCUGGUGGAAAGGGGAAUUGCUGGGGUUCCCGAGGGAAAAGGGGGUUAUUUGGCCUCCUGAGGCAGCAGAGGUUUCCUGGUCAUCCCAAGGUUCAUGGGACUUGCUUGGGUUCCCAAAGGAGAAGAGAAUUGCUGUGGUUUCAGAGGGAAGAGGGAAUUGCUGCCUUGCCUGGAGGAAAAGGGAGUUGCUGGGGUUCCAAAAAGAGAAGAGAAUUGCUGCGUUGCCUAAAGGAACAGGGAAUAUCUGGGGUUCCUGAGGGAAAAUGGGAUUUCUGAGGAAAAAGGGGAUUGUUGGGGUUCCCAAGGGAAAAAAAAGAGUUGCUGGGAUUCCUGAGGGAAAAAGGGGAUUGCUUGGUUUCCUUAAGGGAAAGGAGAAUUGCUGGGGUUCCCAAGAGAAAAGGGGAUUGCUGCGUUUCUUGUAAUUGCUUUUCUUGUUGGAAAAAUUGCUGAGGUUCCCGAGGAGAAAGGGAGUUGCUGGGGUUCCACAGAGAAGAUGGAGUUAUUGGGCUUCCCGAGGCUGCAGGGGUUUCCUGGUGUUCCCAAGGGUAAAGGGACUUGCUGAUGUUUCUGAAGGAAAAGGGAAUUGCUGAGUUGACUGAAGGAACAGGAAAUAUCUAGGGUUUCUCAAGGAAAAGGGAACUUCCGGUGUUCCUGAGGCAGGAUCUGGAGGCAGGAAGAAAGGUUGCAUGUUGGAAUGUGGCAGCACUGCCUCAUAUCCUUUCGAUUUUGCUAUCCAAGGUGAUUUCUGACCUCUUCAGAAGCCCAAUUAAUCAGCGUGGAACUGGAGGAGGAUUCCAGGUGCCACAAAGACACCCAGAAGCUGCCUGUUUUCUUGAAGGAUUUGGCUGUUUUCCAUGGACCUACUCAAAAAGCCAAAGGAUUUUCUUGGAGCGUGUAACAAGGAUCAGCUCCUCGUGAUGGGAAUUCAAGGGAACGCAGGCUGAGCUCCUCGGUGGCUUCUUGGCAGGGAUAAUAGCACUGGCCAAGCUUUUGCAGGGUCCGGAGCGACAACCUCGGUGACACCCUCUGGAGCCAUGGUGGAGGGGAAGAGACCACGGCUGCUCCUCCAGCUGGUGCAGGAGGGACAGCUGGAUCUGCUUCGGGAUGAGCUGCGACGGAGUGAUGUACCAGAGGUGUCGGUACGGAGCCAGCGGUACGGGCGCUUGGAGGAGACGCUGCUGCACCAUGCUGCUCGGUAUGGACACCGGGAUGUCCUCGCCUACCUCGUGGAGGAGCUGGGGAUGGACCUUGAGGCGUUCAAUAGCGACUACAAAAGGCCCCUCCAUGAAGCAGCCUCCAUGGGACACGGGGAAUGUGUCUCUUACCUCCUGGAGAAAGGCGCAAGCGUGGACUGCUUGAAGAAGGCAGACUGGACACCCCUGAUGAUGGCUUGCACCAGGCAGAACUUGGAGGUGAUCAAAGCUCUCGUGGAGCAUGGAGCCAACCCGCUGCUGAAGAACAAGGAUGGCUGGAAUUGCUUCCACAUCGCAAGUCGAGAGGGCCAUCCCCAGGUCCUCCAGUACCUGCUGGAUGUGUCCCCAGGCAGCUGGGACACAGAGAGCACAAUAAAGAGAACACCUCUGCACACAGCAGCAAUGCACGGCUGUUUUGACGUUGUGGAGCUGCUCCUGGAGCGGUGCCAAUACAAACCUGACAGCAGAGACAAAUGUGGAGUCACUCCCUUUAUGGAUGCUAUCCAGAAUGGACAUGUCAACAUUGCCCGGCUGCUCCUGGAAAAACACCAGGCCUGUCCUACAGCCGUGGAUGCACUGGGAGCUCAGCCUGUGCACCGGGCAGCCAUCACAGCCCAGGAUGAAGCCAUCCAGUUCCUUGUUUCUGAGCUGGGUAUUGAUGUAAAUGAGAGAACGACGACCCUCCAGCUUACAGCGCUACACUAUGCAGCCAAGGAAGGACAUGUGCACACCAUCCAGACGCUGCUGGCCCUCGGCGCCGAUGUCCAUGCGAAGGAUGGGAAGAGCCGUUCUGCCUUGCACAUGGCAUGCGCUGGGCAGCAGGCAGACGCCGCACGGAUCCUGCUCAGUGUCGGGCUGCAGGACACUCCGGAUGGCACAGGCGUGUUGGCAUGGCAGCUCGCAAGGAAGCCAGAUGUCAUCCAGGUCCUCCAGGAAAUGAAUGUCAGCACGUGAGACAAAAUGGAAGAAGAGAAGUGUGCUUCAGUUCAGCGUGGGCUGAACUCCACCUCUUUGUGCGCAGCACAUCCAAACAGCUGAGGCCACAGCUCGCUGAAGGGUAACCAUCCAAGGAAAAGCACUGCUAGAUGACCUCUGGGGACCUGUGUGGCUUGAACCCGCUGGAGCGUGCCUAGCUCUCACUGGGAUGCUUCCAUCAGGACAUCCUGCAGGAGAAGAUGCACGUGGAUCCUUCAUUUUUAUAACCCUUAAUGAGGUCUCUGUUAAUCUCUUAAACUGCUUUAAGUGGCCCCUCUUUUGGUAGCCCCUGAGAGGGGCUGAGUAUGGUGCAGUUUAAGUGAGUCCUUGGUGACUCUUCCUUUGUCAGGUUUGAGCUGCAGAGAACCUGCACAGGGACUUUCAGGCUGCAUCAACUUCUUCCAUCUUUUUUGUGGCCCAAGCCUGAUCCCAAAGCCUGCCAAAAUCAAUACAAAGGUCUCUGCCUUGCAGUGACAUCAAGAGUCUUUGAAUCAGGCUCAAAAAGAGGUGUUUGCUGUUCCAGACUUGCUUGGUGUCUCUCACCAUCAAGGAACUUGAAAACAAAUCCUGCUCUUUGAAGUGUACAGGGAAAUAAUUUAAUAUUUAAUGUAGCCAAUAACUCUCCAACAGCCUGGAAUACAUGUAAAGGUCCAGAGGGACCUGGACAGGCUGGAUCCAUGGGCCGAGGCCAAUUGUGUGAAGUUCAACAAGGCCAAGUCGUGCACUUGGGUCACAACAACCCCAUAUAAUGCUACGGGUUUGUAGAUGAAUGGCUGGAAAACUGCCUGUAGAAGAAGGACCUGGGGGUGUUGAUUGAUAGUCAGCUGAACAUGAGCCAGCAGUGGCCCAAGUGGCCAAGAAGGCUAAUGGCAUCUUGGCUUGGAUCAGCCAUAUUGUGGCCAGCAGGUACAGGGGUGUGAUUGUGCCCCUGGACUCAGCAUUGGUGAGGCCACAUCUUGAAUCCUGGGUUCAGUUUUGGGCCCCUCACUAUAAGAAAUGCAGCCCUGCUCACAGCAACCUAGUAAAUCAGAAUCAUAGAAUGGUUUGGGUUGGAAGGGACCAUGAAGGUCAUCCAGUCCAACCACCCUGCUGUGAGCAGGGACAUCAACUCGAUCAGGUUGCACAGAGCCCCACCCAACCUAACCUUGAAUGUUUCCAGGGAUGGGGCAUCUACCACCUCUCUGACUUUACACCCUUAGUGUAAAGUAUUUCUUCCUAAGAUCUAAUCUAAACUUCUCUUUUAGAUUAAAACCACUGACACAGGUUGUGAGAGAAGUCAUGGCUGCCCCAUCCCUGAAGGUGUUCAAGGCCAGGUUGGAUGGAGCUUUGAGCAACCAGUGAGAGGUGUCCCUGCCCAUGGCAGAGGGUUGAGACUGGAUGGGCUUUGAGGUCCCUUCCCACCCAAACUAUUCUAUGAUUCUAUGAUAUUUUUCCUUAUCUAAGUGUGGACAAGUUUGGUGUCAGGCACAGAACCCAGCCGUUUUCAUAAAGAGCAGGAAAAAUACAGAGCAGCCUUCAUUCAAGGCUGCCAGGUCCAGUACCCCAGGGCCAUGGAGACAUGUUCGUCUCUUCAGGUUUUGCUCCUCCAAAAAUUAUAGCCAUUUAAAAGGAGCUGCUCUAAUGCCCAUCCAAGCCACCACUCCCUCUACUCCACACUGGUGCGGCCCCACCUUGAGUAUUGUGUUCAGUUUGGGGUGCUGCAGGAUUAAAAGGAUUUAAAGGUACUGGACAGUGGCCAGAGGAGGCCAUGAAGUUGGUCGAGGGUCUAGAGGGGAAGUCAUAUGAGGACCAGCUGAAGUCACUUCGUCUGGUCACCCUGGCGGAGUCAGUGGACCUCAUUGCAGUUUACUUCUUCCUCACAAGAAGAGGAGGAGGAGCAGGUGUUGAUCUCCUCUCUCUGUUGACCAAUGAUAGGACCUGAGGGAAUGGCAGUAAGAUGCUCCAGGGGAGGGUUAGGUUGGACAUUAGGAAAAGGUUCUUCACCCAGAGGGUGGUGGAACACUGGAAGAGCUCCCCAGGGAAGCAGUCACGGCCCCAAGCCUGACAGUAUUCCAUAAGCAUUUGGCCAAAUCUCUGAGCCACAUGGUGUGAAUGUUGGGGUUGUCCUGUGCAGGGCCAGGAAUUGGACUUGAUGAUCCUUGUGGGGCCCUUCCAACUCAGGUCAUUCUGUGCUUUUGGCCAUGUGAUGGAGCUUUGCCUGGUUCUCCAUUGGCCCUGGCACACUCCCCUCCAUGUUGUGCGUCCUGGUGGAUGACAGGGAUGCAACUGUGUGACCAAAUUAAGAUGCCUUUAAGCCCUGUGCGUGUCUAAUCCACACCAUCCGCCCCGAGGCACGUAAGCAGCUUUGCCAUAAGUUUUCCCUCCCUGAUUUGCUCUUCUUCCCCUGAAUGCAGAUCCACAGGGCGUUAAAACCAGAGGGAAGGUUGGAAAUUCCUGCCUUGCUUCAAGGAAGCAGUGGGCGGUGGAGAUGGGGUAGCGGCAAGGAUGAAAAAAACCCUCUUAAAUGCAAAAAAAGGUCAAAUCUUCCCCAAAAAAUCUCUGGCCCCAUUGUGUCAGUGCUGAUCUGAAGUUUUGCCACAGAUGAGGGGAUUUCCUGCACCCAGAAUGAGAAGAAAUGCUAAUCUUCCCGUGUUUUGGGGUGAAAAGAGGGAAAUGUGAAUGGUGCUGUGCAUGAGAAGUGAAACCUUGCGUUUGGGAAGCAGAAAUACACCGUAAUUAGCAUAGUUUCUUGUUAUAAUUAACAAAGCACUUCCAUGUGGUCUGUGGGAUGCGGUGGGAAAACACUAGCCUUGUGGCAGAGGGUGCUGGAUAGUGUUAUGGUGGAGCUCUGUGCCACGCUUCAG
Molecule: messenger RNA, 5290 nt
Organism: Cuculus canorus (common cuckoo)
Lineage: Eukaryota; Metazoa; Chordata; Aves; Cuculiformes; Cuculidae
Gene: ANKRD16
Product: ankyrin repeat domain 16
Exons: 9
Coding region: 1314-2426 (370 amino acids)
Molecular function (GO): protein binding
Source: RefSeq, a predicted model, not a curated record